Molecule: messenger RNA, 2991 nt
Organism: Spirodela intermedia
Lineage: Eukaryota; Viridiplantae; Streptophyta; Magnoliopsida; Alismatales; Araceae
Source: the annotation of a GenBank genome assembly
AUGGCCGUCGCCAGGAAGGAGGUAUGGAGGACUGCGCUCGUACUCUUCCUGGGGCAGCUCGUUUCCCUUCUCCUGGCGGUGGUGAGCUUCACGUCCUCCCUAAUCGCCAUACGCGGUGAGUCUCCUCCCCCCUUCUUUCUCUUCUUCUUCUUCUACAUCUUCUGAGAUUGAAAUCUGAGAUUUGAUCUCCUCCACGCAGGCGUUGACACGCCGCUCACCCAGUCCUUUUUCACCUACGUCUCCUUAACUCUGGUGUACGGCGCCGUCUUCUUGUUCCGUCGCCAAAAGCUCCUGGUAUGACCGACACCGGAUUCUACCCCUUUUCCAGAGAGAGUUUUUCAUUCCGUCGCGGGUAUAGAUCGUUCGUUACGAAUGUACAUAUAUCCGUUCAAACGACGAGAUCGAUGGCUGUGUGUGAUCUACGGAUCAAGAUCGGACGCGCGAGGCCGCAUCGGAUUUGGCAUUUGACAGCUCUCUCACUGCUCGGAACUUUUUUCGCAGGUUCCUUGGUACUGGUACCUGGCCUUGGCGAUCGUCGACGUCCAAGGGAACUACCUCGGUGAUUCUCUACCCAUCAAGAAACUUCUUCUCCUUUGUGCUGUCGACGGCGCGUAACACACCCUGCGAGUCCUCCUCUCCAUUAGAGCAGCAAUUUCUACCCCAUAAACGAGAAAGCUCGGUCCUCUUGGCUACCCCAUCAAUCUGAUCUCUCGCCUUUGGCGGGCAACUGAGGGAGAGCUUUAACAGCUCAAAGUUCUUCGGACUCCGAUUGCAGACCAGACACGACAAUCAGAUAAUCCAUGUGAACUAUCGUUGGCAUCAGCCUCUGUGAGACCGAUCCCAUCUUUUGAAAAGUCCUCCCACUCGACGGGGGAUUGCAGUCCUUCUCGUUUCCCACUUCUUCGAUGAGUUUUCGUCCGCUGCCUUAUUUAUCGCGCAGUCUUUCACGAAUUGUCCUCUGUUUUUAUGCGGGCGGCGUCUUUGUUCUGCGAAUGGCGAAUAUAAACACUGCCUCUCUCACUCUUCUCUCCCUCUUUCUCUCUCCCUGACGCACAGUCGUGAAGGCCUACCAGUACACUUCGAUUACCAGUGCGACGCUCUUGGAUUGCUGGACCAUACCAUGGGUCAUCAUCCUCACCUGGUUUGCUCUGGGAACGCGAUACUCCAUUGCUCAGUUUCUGGGGGCGGCCACCUGCGUAGCGGGCCUGGGACUGGUGCUUCUCUCGGAUGCGUGGGACUCCACUGGUGGUGAGUGAGCUCUUCUCUUUUCUCUUCUUCAUCUUUUUUUUUUUGGUUUUAUUUGGGAAGAAGGAUCAAACAUGGAUUAUUUGAUCGAAGUGGCUCGGAUGAUGGACAGGGCAGUGAAUUUUAUGCUUGUAAUAGAAUCACAACCCGCGUCCAGAAGCGUCGCGGGGGCUCCCAGACUUCCUUCCCUGUCAUGGGUCACAACAGCUUUUUUUUUCUCUUUUGACAUGCACAAUCUUCGUCGUUGACCCUGUGUCUGUCUGUUUGUCUGUCUCAGGUGGGAAGAAACCCCUCUUGGGCGACAUGCUGGUCAUCGCGGGGACGUUUUUUUACGCAUUCAGCAAUGUUGGAGAGGUCAAAGAGACGACUUUCCUUGUCUGGGUUCCGUUUCUUCUGUUCUUUCUCGAUAUCAAGACUGUUACUCGGACUUCAACAGAUAUCAUACUUAACAUUAUUCCGAUCUUUCUUCCUCCUAAAAAUAUUGCUGAUGUUUAGGCAAGGACUGAUUGACCGAGGCGUGGGUAGUUAGUUACUGACUCCCAAUCGUGCUCCCCUCUUCUUUGCCAAAAACAAAUGCAGGAAUUUUGUGUGAAGAAAAAAGACCGGGUGGAAGUCCUGGCGAUGCUCGGUCUGUUCGGCACGCUCGUCAGCGUUGGCGAGAUGUAUCCUUUUGAAUUUUCUGAGCGAACACCGAAGAGGCAUGCUCAAGCUGCCCGGUUCCUCUGUCCUUCCCACGGCAUGCUCGAUCUCUAUACUUGAGCUAUUAAAUCAUCGGGCCAAGAGACAUAAUUCCGCUAAAACUGUGAUCGGGAACUGUAUUCAUCAACACAGUGCUGCGGCGGGCAAUCGACUGUGCUAUAUUCCAUGACCCUCUCGCAGAUCUGUGUUCGAGAGGAAGGAUCUAGAGGCGGUCAAGUGGUCUGCAACUAUGGUAAAUAGCUGACGAAUCUCUUCUAUCCUUCCUCUUUGUUUCCUACCCAGGAAUGCCGUGAAGGAGCGGAACAGGUCCAUCUGUUUCGAUUUGUUCAGGACGGAAGGAAUGCUCUAAAAUUUCAGCAAAACGAGCCGACGGAGGUUUUUAAUUGAAUCGCGUGGAAACCAUCCGACCGAGACUCUUUGUUCUUCAGGUAGCGCUGUUCGCCGGGUUUGCUAUUGCGUCAGCUCUUUUCUACAGCGUGGUCCCUUUUGUUCUCAAGGUCAGCCUCCGCUUCCUCAUCCCUCGGCACAUUUUCCGACUGGAAACCGUCGUUGACAAAGGCUCACAAGCUUGGUCGCAGUUGGGCGGCGCGACCUUGUUCAAUCUCUCCCUUCUCACCUCCGACAUGUGGGCGAUAAUCAUCCGCGUAUUCUACUACCGUCAGAAGGUCUGAAUCUCCUCCUCCCCCCUCCGAGACCGUGCUCCUUGAUCGAUAGCUCCCUUCCCUGUUGCUAAUGGCUCAUUUUGUCGCCGUAAACUGCAGGUGGACUGGCUUUACUAUCUCGCAUUCGGAGUCGAAGCCAUUGGGCUGGUCACCUACUCGGUGUAGUACGUCCUUUCUCUGAUCACCCCGAAAAAUCUCUGGUUCGUCACUCUCGCCCAAGUACAGUUUUGCUCAACACUAAUAUGACUACUUGCUUCUGAGCAGCGACGCCAGUUCAACCAAGACAGACCUCGUGGAUGACGCGGGCUAUGAAGCACUGACCGAAGAUACCAGCGAAACUUUAGGUUCUGGGGAACGUGGGCAAGAAUGCCCGCCUGCGCCUUAG